AUGCCAGGAGAGACACUGUGCCCAGGCAGUCGCCAUGGUGAUGACUGGAUUUGCACUGCUGGAAGUGUGGAGGAGGAAGAGGAGGAGGAGGAAGAGAGGCCAGAGUCGAGGGUUCACCUGCAUGGCCAGUGUGGUUUGAGCCUGUACCUGAAUCCUGCAGAGAGUCCAGUGUCAGAGUGUGACUCCUCAUCACUGUCAGACAUGAACGAAGCUCUCCAGGACUGGACCUCAGCAGCACACCCAGCCCAGGACUGGACCUCAGCGGCAGACCCAGCCCAGGACUGGACCUCAGCGGCAGACCCAGCCCAGGAUGGUGCACUCUCUCUGGAGGCCUGCAUUCAGUUGGAGAAGAGGUGGAUGCUGUGGCAUGAGUUUAUGAAGGAGUACUCUUGCUUUGAUGACUGGUUGCGAUUGGCUGAAAAAGUAGCUGCGACCCCAAACUCCAGCCAUGUGCUCUAUGCUACAGCUAAAGAGGAACUUAGGAAGUUUGAGACUCUUCAGGCAGAGACCCGGUCCCGUUUGGCCCAACUGGACAAACUGGUCCAGAGAAGCCGCAGCCUGGUGAGCCUCUUCAAAGGUACCAUGCGAUCCCGGCUCGUUGCCACGACGAGGGAUUGCGGCCAACGCUGGGAUCAGCUCAGCCGUACGGUGGAGAGCAUAUGCCGUCGUCUCAAACACUUCGUGUCUCUGCGGGAGGACUUUGAGAGGCAGAGAGAGGAGAUGGCUGUCUGGCUGGCCGACAUGAACCUCAGACUGACUGAAGUGGAGCACUUCUCAGGGAGAGAUGCAUGUGCCAAGAUGCAACAGCUUCAGAGCUUCCAGGAGCUGGUGGGAGAGAACACGGCACGUCUCAAUGCUUUGCUGGAGCAGGGGGAGGAGCUUAUCCAGAGGAGCGAGCCGGGCGAUGCCCAGGCCAUCGAAGGCCAGCUGCAGGAGCUGUUGGUGUACUGCGCAGAUGUGUUCGAGGGUGUGGGACGCCUGCACACACGUCUUCUCAGCAUGAGACUGGUCUUUGAGGAGGACUGGCUGCUUUACCCCCCCUCAGACUCCGGCUGUCCUUCUGAAACUCUUCUGGAGGAGGAUAACGUUUUUGACAAGGCCAGCGUCACCGAACCCGAGACCUCCCGUGCCCAGCCCAUCCAGGAGCACCUCGUUUUGGAGUGGGACCCCUCCGUGGACAUUGGUGGCUCGGUUUCCCACGACGACGAGGACUCUUCUUACUUUAGCGCUGUUGCAGGUGUUUAUAACCAAGAGGAGGCUCUGGGUAAAAGGUCUCUGAAGAGAAGGGUUUGUCUCCAGGGCCUGGAGAGCAGAUUAGAGGAUGAAGCUCCUCCCCAAGCUCUGGUCCCAGGGGUCACAAGCAACAGUCCCUUACACUCUGCACUUUGGAGGUCCUCAACACCUGACAGAAAUUUCUCAGAGACAGUAAACUUUGACCCUGAGCGGAUCAGUGCUUGGCUGGGCCAGACCGACAGACACACUGAAGCCAACCCCGAUCAGAACCCCUGCUCUAAAGCCGUCCAGACUGAACCCAACUCACAGGGCUCCAGUGGCUCUGAGCAUGGAGGCAGGAUCAGAGAGAAUGUCCUUUCCCAGAGGCACCCCUGCCCACGGCUCACGGCGCACAGCAGCACUUCCUCCAAGCCUGCCUCAUCAUGUGACUCAGAGCCCUGCUCCGAUUGGAGGAUUCACCGAUGUCUCUCAGACCCACAGGGUCUGGAGGAGGUGCCUCGCCACUGUAGCCAAUCAGAGGAUGGCACCCUCAUCCAAAAACACUGCAUCUCUGAAGGAGAGGAGGCUGCCCAGGCAGACUGGUGGAGCUAUGGAACCAGUAGACCCAGGUCUCAUGGGUUAGCUGGUAUUCUGUGGGCUCCAAAGCUGUUUUACAUCCUGUUGGUCAUCCUGCUGCUUGCCGUAGUGAUCUGUCUGCCCAGUGCCUUCUCCAAGAGUGAAUGCCACCAUGCCAACACUUUGGCCCGGUCCUUCCACCUGGCCCUGCGCUACGUCAAUGGGCCACCCCCUACCUGA
Molecule: messenger RNA, 2028 nt
Organism: Chanos chanos (milkfish)
Lineage: Eukaryota; Metazoa; Chordata; Actinopteri; Gonorynchiformes; Chanidae
Product: nesprin-2
Exons: 12
Coding region: 1-2028 (675 amino acids)
Cellular component (GO): nuclear envelope; membrane; meiotic nuclear membrane microtubule tethering complex
Source: RefSeq, a predicted model, not a curated record